This is a messenger RNA of Folsomia candida, 1313 nucleotides long. Its product is annotated as G patch domain-containing protein 4. Bases 137 to 1189 code for a protein of 350 amino acids. The record is from RefSeq and is a predicted model, not a curated record. The transcript is spliced from 4 exons. Gene Ontology annotation, molecular function: nucleic acid binding. Gene Ontology annotation, cellular component: nucleolus. Gene Ontology annotation, biological process: regulation of ribosome biogenesis. Lineage: Eukaryota; Metazoa; Arthropoda; Collembola; Entomobryomorpha; Isotomidae.
CUCAAUGUUACCCAUGUGCCGGAUAAAAUUGUGAGUUGACGACUUAAAUUUAUGUAUUUUAAUGCCAUUACGAACUGGUAAUUAAUUUCGCUAGUGCUAGUAUUCCGUAGGUAGUUUACCUUUGAUCUCGUCGCAAAUGGAUUUUGCCAGGAAGCAGCUCGAGAAGUAUGGGUGGAAAGAUGGGGUUGGUCUUGGGAAGGAGUGCCAAGGAAUGUUAAUCGCACUAAAACCUCGUUUAAAAUCGGGGAAGGAAGGAAUGGGCUAUGAUCUCUGUAAAGAUCUUACCGACACGUGGUGGACGAAAGCUUACUCCGACUGUCUCAACAGAAUCGAUGUAUCCACUUCUCCCAGCGCCGAAGAUGUGGGUGUGACUAUUCGAGAAGAUAACCAAGUUGGGGACGUGGAGGGUGAAAGCACCAAAAAAAUAAAACAUAACAAGAAGAAAGUAGCUAAAAGUGAAAACAAUCUUUAUUGCUCUGGGAUUGAAGAGAGACCGAUAGAAAAAAUGCGAAAACGAAUGAUGAAAGCCAAUUUUACAUCAUUUUCAAAGGGUGGCACUCUUCUAACUAAUGGGGAGGUGGUUAAAGGAGAAGGGGAAGAAAUCGAAGACCCAGAUUCAAAAGAAACGUUAGCAGUGAAAGUUCUUUCAGAUGAAGAAUUGUUGAAAGCGUGUGGUGGACGUACAGCUCACAAGGCAGCCCGAUUUGGUCUCAAGUUAAAUGGAAAGUUGGCACGCCUUGCAGCACAAGAUGAAAUCAGUUACUCUGUAUAUUUGGAUAAAUCAAAUAGGUCCUCGGAUAAUUCAGAAAGUUCGAAACAAAUCAAAGUAAAAAAGAAGAAAGACAGGAAAUCGAAAGAGUUUGAAUUGUCCCAAGAAAUUAAAACAGUUGACGAAACCAGUCAAGAAUGUGCUCCUCAAGAAGUUCGCCCCAAGAAGAAAAGAAAACGCAAUAAAGAAGCGACAGAUUUAUUCGAACCAAAUAUACAGAAUGAUGAAUGCAUAGAUGUAUCAAUUAACAAUAAGAAAAGGGAGAAAACAAAGGAUAAAGUACAAUUUGACAAAUUUACCCCUGAAGAGAAUUAUUGUGAACCAGACCCAUCACUUGAAAUCAGUAAGGAGUUGGUAAAGAAGAAGAAAAAGUCUAAAAGACACCUAAUUCAGAUAGAAAGUGAGGUUUGUGAAAGCUGACGAACGCCAUUAACAUAAUAAAUAAUUUUAUCAUGAAACAUUGCAAGAGUAUGUAAUUUUAGCAGAUUAAUAAUUUCAAAAUAAAUUACACUUAUUAACAAUUAAAGUAUUCAAGAAACGUAUA